Molecule: messenger RNA, 1251 nt
Organism: Penicillium robsamsonii
Lineage: Eukaryota; Fungi; Ascomycota; Eurotiomycetes; Eurotiales; Aspergillaceae
Exons: 2
Coding region: 1-1251 (416 amino acids)
Source: RefSeq, a predicted model, not a curated record
AUGUCGCGUAUGAUAUCCAAGAUACAACAUACCUUUAGUGAAAGACUUUCCGCCAGUGAAUCCGCAGCACAAUGGAGGACACCUUCCGACAUUUUCUCCGUCCUCCUUAUUCUCGGAGGCGACAUUGUUAGCCGCGCGCUUGCGCAGUUGGCAGGAUCGCGUUUCACUCCAGUCGCGUUCUCUUUCGGUUGGGUAGCUUUCGCAGUUACCGCCGUUGUCGCCGUUGUGGGAGAGAAAAAGUUAAUGCCGCCCGCUGACUUCCCCUGCAAGGUGAUCAAUGGCGAAACCGGUUAUAUCCGCGAUAAUCGUAGCUGGAUCAUUGGUCGUAUUGUACGAGAUUUUGAGAACUGGAUGGACAAGCAACCGCGAGUGCACGCCAAACAAAGUUUAACGCCAGAUUCGAAUCCAAACACCGUCCAAAAGUGUGUUCGGGAAAUCACCGACGCAAGGUGGAAGGCGCUUAAAGAAAGUGCUAAGGCAGAAGGACAACCAGAACCAGAGCGACCACAUAAAGCAGGUCUCUGCGUGUCUGUCUACAGGGCCCAAAGGGCUAUCAAGAGCUACCCAGGAUACGAUGCCCCAUACAUAACCGGAAUCCUUACCACUGUUGUCCAACUUGGAGUUGCAGCUAUUCCAUUUGGCCUUUAUGGUAAUUGGGGCAUUUUUUUGGUUACAGCUGCUGGUGUUAUUCUGUCCUUUUCCACGGGAGCUCUGUCUCAGUGGUCCAAGGAGAAGUGGGCUUGCCGAAGCAAUGCAAAGAAGACAUUUGUGUUAACGUCAGGGAAUGGGAGCCAGCAUGCUAUUGUCAUUCAAAGUAAUGGUAUGGGGUUAGAUCUCGAGGAUCUUGCCGCCAAUGACCCGGGAAUGAUUACCUCGUGCAAAACCAGAUUGGCGAUCACCAGUCUAGCUGCAUUGUGGAUUGUUCUACUUAUAACUGCGGCGGGAUUCCAACAAGAUACCGGGUACCUUCUUGCAGUUGGAGCGUUAGGGAUCCUCCAGAAUGUGUAUGCCGCUGGUGCAAGUCGCUCACCAAUGGCUUUUGGUGUUCCUCUGGAGUUUGUGGAGGUAAUAGGUGAGUUAAAGGUCAUGGACGCUCUGUUUAGAGUUGAGAACCUUUACCCUUGCCUGGGUAAAAGUUUGUUGCCUAUUUUCUUUCCGGGUGAAUUGAGUGAGCAGGAGCAAGCAAAAUGGGAAGGUUUGGAUGAUAUUGCGAAGCUAAAACGAAAGACGGAGAAAAAGAAGGGGCUGUGA